UUUCCGAAGGGCAGAGAGCGACGUAUAAAUACUCGGAUUCCACGUGCAGCGAACACAGUUUCUUCUCCAAGGGGAAAGAAUUCAGCAGUCAUGACGCCUCAGCGGCCAGUGAUGAUUAUGGCGGCCAUGAUGGCCCUUAUGUCGAUGGCAGCGGCUGGAGGUGGAGGCGGAUAUGGAGGCGGCGGAGGAGGUGGAUUUGGCGGAGGACACGGAGGUGGUGGAUUCGUGGUGGUGGAUUUGGCGGAGGAAACGGAGGUGGUGGAUUUGGCGGAGGCCAUGGAGGCGGCGGGUUCGGAGGCAGCAGCUCCGGAGGCUACGGCGGAAGCAGCGGAGGCGGAAGUGUGGUCGCAGGAGUCCUGCUUGGCAGCGGGUCCCUUGCGAGCGGCGGCGGCGGAGGCGGGUACGGAGGCGCAAGCGGAGGCGGCUUCGGAGGAGGAAGUGGGGGCGGUUUCGGAGGCAGCUUCGGAGGCGGACACGGAGGCAGCUUCGGAGGCGGACACGGAGGCGGUUUCGAGGGUGGCUUUGGGGGCGUCGGAGGUGGCCACGGAGGCAGCUUCGGAGGGGGAAACGGAGGCGGUUUUGGUGGCGGAAGCGGAGGCUACGGAAAAUAGAAAUUUAUAUAUAUUAAAUGGUAAAUUUUUAUAUCACAAUGUUUAAAA
Penaeus vannamei (Pacific white shrimp) is the source of this 659-nucleotide messenger RNA. RefSeq lists its product as uncharacterized. NCBI's taxonomy places the organism in Eukaryota, Metazoa, Arthropoda, Malacostraca, Decapoda, Penaeidae. The record is from RefSeq and is a predicted model, not a curated record.